AUACCUUCAGUCCCAAAAUUGGUGGAACCCGCUACCAAUCCAACCGUCUCCUAUCUUAGAAUAUCGAUUCUCGCCGGUUCUAGCGAACACAAAACAAAGCCAACAUGGCCGGUACAAGAAACUAUGACUUCCUCAUCAAACUUCUGUUGAUCGGAGACUCCGGCGUAGGCAAGUCCUGCUGCCUCCUCCGUUUCAGCGAAGACUCAUUCACUCCUUCCUUCAUCACCACCAUCGGUAUCGAUUUCAAGAUCCGUACGAUUGAGCUGGAUGGUAAGAGAGUGAAGCUGCAGAUCUGGGAUACCGCAGGACAGGAACGUUUCCGUACGAUCACCACGGCUUACUACCGUGGUGCUAUGGGCAUUCUCCUUGUCUACGACGUGACCGAUGAGCGGUCUUUCCAAAACAUCCGUACCUGGUUCUCCAACGUCGAGCAACAUGCCAGUGAAGGAGUACACAAGAUUCUCAUUGGAAACAAAUGCGAUUGGGAGGAGAAGAGAGCUGUCUCCACCGAGCAGGGACAACAGCUGGCUGAUGAACUUGGUAUCCCCUUCCUCGAAGUCUCCGCAAAGAACAACAUCAACAUCGAGAAGGCUUUCUAUAGCCUCGCAACGGAUAUCAAGAAGGGCAUGGACACCUCGAAGACCGAACAAUCUGGCUCUCAGGGCGUCAGUAUAGACCAGCAGGGAUCUGGCCUGAAUGGCAGCGGUGGCGGAAAAUGCUGCUAAACCCUGUACCAUCAUCUUUCUUUCUCCAUCUUCCUCUAC
Molecule: messenger RNA, 764 nt
Organism: Penicillium pulvis
Lineage: Eukaryota; Fungi; Ascomycota; Eurotiomycetes; Eurotiales; Aspergillaceae
Gene: srgA
Product: Rab family GTPase srgA
Exons: 3
Coding region: 105-725 (206 amino acids)
Biological process (GO): regulation of exocytosis; protein secretion; protein localization to plasma membrane
Cellular component (GO): plasma membrane; endosome
Molecular function (GO): GTPase activity; GTP binding
Source: RefSeq, a predicted model, not a curated record